AAUAAUAAUUUUUCUGAUAAAAAAAUGUUUGGAUUCUCGUAUUUUUAUCGUAUCUGAUUCCGAUUUUGAGAAAAUAAUUUUCUCGAAUUUCUCAGGAAAAUGCAAAUCAACAUAAAAAUCCAGUACCUAAGUAAGUUGUAAUGAAUACAUUCAUUAUAUUGGUGCUCAUUUUUUAGAUUUGUGUCAAUGAAUAAUGAUUCAUGAAGAUUGGAUAAACUCGUAUAAUUUCAUAAAAAAGUAGGACUACAAGAAAUACCUUGUGAGCCCAUAUUUUCUAGGACUUUUUUCUUUAUUAUUAACCAACGAACCCUUCAUUUUAGUUUGUACCUCCAAUUUAGGAAUAAUCUGUAUAUUAUUCAAGUGAUAGCCAAAGCUCCCAUUGACGUUGUUAGAUUUGCCAAUAUGGUUGGUGAUCUCAAUUGUUGAGUAUAGUACAAAAAUAAAACAAAAAAUCAAAGUGGUGGCAGUCUAAAAAGCUGCUUUCUAAACAAUCGACCCCUACAUUAAUUUAAUCUAAUCUAAUCUAAUUGAAAAUAUAAUUAAUUGGGUGGCAACAACAACUCUAUGAUAUUAUUUUUUGUUUGAAUUAAGAUGCAACCGUUGCAGAAGAACACAAUACAAAACUCAUGACAAUUGCAUGAUGUAGAAGAAUCUCUAGAGAAAUGAUGGAUUAUGGAUCUAUUCAACAGUACCGAAUUCUUGACCAUUGUUGUUGAAUCAAAUGAAAAAAAUUGAUCAGUUACCUAUACGAAAUGAAUAUCGAGAACAAUUCCACAUUCAUCAUCGGCAAUGGUACAUCAGAAGAAGAGCAUUAUAUCUUCGAUGAUAUUUAUGUGAGAUCAGUAUUUUUCACUUUGUAUUCUACAGUAUUUUGUUUCUGCUUUUUUGGAAACUCAAUGGUUAUUCUCGUGAUAAUAUCAAAUCGCCGUAUGAGAUCCAUUACAAAUUUUUUUCUGGUUAAUUUAGCACUUGCUGAUUUAUGUGUUGGUGUAUUCUGUAUAUAUCAGAAUUUCUUUGUAUAUAUAAUCAACAGUUGGGCCCUUGGAGAAUUUCUUUGCAAGAUGUACCUUUUCGUCCAAACUUUGAGUAGUACAGCCAGCAUAUUAAUACUAGUUGGUAUUUGUAUUGAACGAUAUUUCGCAAUUAUUUAUCCAAUCAUAAGUAAACGAAUUCUUACACCUGAACGACUCAAGAUUAAGAUGUUGCUGAUAUGGAUCAUUUCCAUUGGAUACAGUUGUCCAAGGUUCAUUUUCGGUAAAACAAUAAUAAAUGUUUUUUCAAGUGGAAACGGGAAUGAAACAAUAUGUAUAAUGAAUAGAGAAGAAUAUAACUCAGAAAUUUCAGAUAUGUUUCAUUUCAGUCUACUUUACUGUUUACCAAUGAUGAUAUUAACAAUACUCUACACGAGAAUAGCUCUAUGUCUUUGGAGAAGUUCCAAGCAAGUGAAAAAACAACUUCAUUCCUCAUACAACAUUGAGAAUUCUAAAAUGGAAAUAAAUCAGAACAAUCACGUUAAGUUACGUAUGGGAAGUCACCAUGGUAAUGCAGAAAUAUUAACAUCUCAAAAUAUGAACUCUAGCCACAACGUACUGCGAGCAAGGAGGGGAGUAAUAAAGAUGUUAAUCAUAAUUGUUGUUACCUUUGCACUUUGCCAUCUACCUUAUCAUUUGAGAAAAAUCUGGCUAUAUUGGGCGUCAGCCAAUCAAGCGCAAGCUGAUUUGAGUGCUUUAUUGACUCCUCUAACAUAUUUGACAACGUAUUUGAACUCAGCAGUUAAUCCAGUAUUAUAUGCGUUUCUAUCCAAUAAUUUCAGGAGGGAAAUGCGGAGUAUGGUACUCUGCUUCUCUGGUAGAAAAAAACAGAGUCAGAACUUUCAUAUUCGAUUGGAAAGGCAGAAAUACUCUUCUAGGUACACAUUAAGAACAAAUGAUUCAACUCUCACUGGAUCCAACAAAGAGAAUACUCGUAGAGAUUCUUUAUAUUCCAGGAGAGCCUCAUAAAAGUUGUAGUGUAACUGUAUAGUGAAAAUGGAUUUGUGGAAAUCAAUCUCAAUAUGUGUAAUUGUGUAAUGUUAUAACUCGUAAAUAAAAAUGUUAGUUAA
Messenger RNA from Harmonia axyridis, 2101 nucleotides. Its product is annotated as trissin receptor-like. The record is from RefSeq and is a predicted model, not a curated record. NCBI's taxonomy places the organism in Eukaryota, Metazoa, Arthropoda, Insecta, Coleoptera, Coccinellidae. Gene Ontology annotation, molecular function: neuropeptide Y receptor activity. The coding region runs from base 753 to 2000 and encodes 415 amino acids. Gene Ontology annotation, biological process: G protein-coupled receptor signaling pathway. Gene Ontology annotation, cellular component: plasma membrane. The transcript is spliced from 8 exons.